CUCCCAUGUCCUCCUCUUUGCUACCUUUGUAUUGCUGCGACCAAUGGACAUAGACUCGGAAGCUACAGAAAGCCAUACCGUUACCUUCGACUGGAAGUUGAAAGGUCUCAGGACCCUCUUCGAAUCGACACGAGGGGAGGCAAAGUCCAAAGUCGCGAGAUCGGGCAAAUUUGACAACGGAAGAUGGCAGAUUCUUUUCUAUGCGAACGCUGGCCUGCCAAAGGACCCAAACUGUCCCGAUGGCUACAUUAGUCUUUAUCUGUCCUGCGACCCUACUCCGGAGGAGAGAGAAAUAGGCUUGGCUGAUUCUGGAAGAUGGGUCCGAGAAGGGAACUACAAGUUCAGUUUCGAGCUUCGCAACCUCGACAAGAGUACACUUUACAGCAGCAAAGAAGCUUCAAAUCAUUCGUUCUCGUCCAGGACAGCAAACUGGGGCUGGGCCCAGUUCGCUCGACGAGACACCAUAUACUACAAUUGCCCGCCAAUCAGGGCCCAAGAUGCUAUGCUCAUCACCUGCAAUGUCGUCUCUUCCCCCCGACCGCCAUCGGCUCCACUCUAUCCAUGUCUUUCGGCACCCAAGCAACUACUGGAUACAGUUGGCUCACUCCUGGAUGACCCUUUGUACUCCGAUGUCGAAUUCGUCUUUCCCAAAGGAGGCGAUCCAGCCAAUGCGCGGCGGAUCGUUGCAGCAAAGAAGAUGCUCGCCCGAGUGGAAUACUUUGCUACGAUGUUUGCGUCGGACUUUGCGGAAGGCUUGACCGGCAGACCUGUGUUAGGGCGGCUGAGCAGCAGUCCAUCGGAAGGCUUUACUGGGUACAUGGACGAGUUUGAAGAUUCGGACGAGGAAGAUGACAACGAUGAUGAGGGCGACUUUGCGGAUCCUCCUGAAUUGCCCAACCUUCAUGCAGCAACAUCGACAAGCGAGGCCGCGCAUCAUGAUCGCCUGGACUCUGCUCGCGAUGACGAGGAAGUAUCGGAGACCGCACCAGCGACAUCCCCCAGUUCAACAACACCCACAGAUGAAUCUCAGUCCAAACUUGAGGCAUUCACGGAACCUCAGAACCCCACCCGAAAGAAUGACAGAGGGCCUCCCAAGACAAUCAUCGUCGUGAAAGACGUGGCCUACCGCACCUACAAAGCGAUUCUGUACUGGCUUUACACUGGUCACAUCGUCUUUGCCCCUCUCUCCUCGUCAUUUAACCGCAAAGAGAAGGAAACUGCUUCGGUGGCCAGUCCAACAACGCCAGCAGCCGAUGCCGCCACCUCCAGUAACCAGCUUCCUGGGGCCAAAAGAACCGAAGCUCCUGCAAGUCGAGCAGAGUGGAUUGCGGAAUGGGUGAAGGAGUUCCCUGGCCGACCAGAGCCCUGUUCAGCCAAGGCAGUGUAUAGGGUUGCUGACAAGAUUGAUAUCCCUGAACUCAAGGAACGAGCAGCUCAGCACAUUGUCAAGUCCUUGACUGUUCACAACAUCGCCUACGAGGUCUUCUCGCCUUUCUCUGCGGUGUUCGACGAGAUACGCAAGGUUGAAAUCAACUUCUUCUUGAACCACUGGCACGAGAUCCGGUCGUCUGAAUCGAUGGUAGAGGUCUGGCGACAAAUUCGCACCGGGCGACAUCCAGGAUUUGAAGAGGGUAUUUUGGCCAUUGAUCACCCAGAGCCUCGAAUUCAGACCCACGGCCCCUCAGCCUUCGUCCUCCACAACCCACCAGUCCUCUCAUAG
Molecule: messenger RNA, 1720 nt
Organism: Coprinopsis cinerea okayama7#130
Lineage: Eukaryota; Fungi; Basidiomycota; Agaricomycetes; Agaricales; Psathyrellaceae
Exons: 13
Coding region: 44-1720 (558 amino acids)
Biological process (GO): regulation of proteolysis; proteasome-mediated ubiquitin-dependent protein catabolic process
Cellular component (GO): cytoplasm
Molecular function (GO): ubiquitin protein ligase binding
Source: RefSeq, a predicted model, not a curated record